Cladocopium goreaui is the source of this 947-nucleotide messenger RNA. The record is from the annotation of a GenBank genome assembly. NCBI's taxonomy places the organism in Eukaryota, Dinophyceae, Suessiales, Symbiodiniaceae.
UCUCUUGAAUUGUGAUCGCUUGCCAUGGGUUGGUUGGCACGGCUGAUCUCUGACUUGAGUUUGCAGGUCGCCAAGACACCCAAAAGCGGCCUGAACCGACUUCACGUCGAGGACAUCGCACCAUGUCUGCCGGCAAUGAAAAGGAGAGCAAAUGCCAUGUCUUUCCUGGCAGCGAGAGCUGGGCACCGGAAGGGAGAGCUGAUGGAGGCUGGCUCAGCUGACCAGGAGAUUGAGAUGCCUGCAGGUUCCUCGGCUGGUCUCGACGCUGGCUCUGGCAGAUAUGGCGCUGGACAUGGUGCUGGAUAUGGUGCUGGACAUGGCGCUGGAUAUGGUGCUGGAUAUGGUGAUCAAGGUGGUUUGGGCGCCAGUGGAGGCUACCAGGACAGCUAUGGCGAGCCUAACAUGGGCAGCUAUGGUUCUGGUUUCAACAAAAACUCCUUUGCAGGUGGUGCGGCGGGCGUCGGUGCGGCCGGUGCAGCAGGCGCACGUGGCGCCGGUGCCAAGAAGAAGAUGAAGCUUCCAGCUCCUGGGUGCCACAGAGGCAAAUGCCCCGAUCCCUUGCCCCCGGGCUACACCUGCGAACCCUGCGGGAACGUUUCGAAGGACUUGGGCCCAGGGCCUUACUCACGAGCUGGCCAGCAACAACAAGUCAUGCGUGCUGUCCAACAACGUUAUGCGCAGAUUGCCGCAGCUGGUCCUGCAGCCUUUGGUUUUGGCGCAGGUUCAGGUGCCGGUGGCCUAGGAGGGGCCAUUGGGGCCAGUGGAGCCAUUGGAGCCAUGGGACCUGGAUCUGGAUCCGGAUUUGGACCUGGAUUUGGACCUGGAGCUCCACCGGAUGCUUGCGAUGGCGGUCUGUUGCGAUCCUUGGAGGUCUGCAACGGCUGGUGAGGAGCGCGUUGCGCCGCGUUGCACGAUCUCGUUUAACCGUGCCAAAGAUGUGCGAAAAA